Molecule: messenger RNA, 3024 nt
Organism: Fusarium poae
Lineage: Eukaryota; Fungi; Ascomycota; Sordariomycetes; Hypocreales; Nectriaceae
Exons: 5
Coding region: 1-3024 (1007 amino acids)
Molecular function (GO): ATP binding; ATP hydrolysis activity
Source: RefSeq, a predicted model, not a curated record
AUGGAGUCUAAGGACUCGGAAAUUCCAUCGGACCGCCAGAGCGGCCAAGAUUCUAACCAAAAGCCUCUGCAAGACGAGUCGGAUACUAAAAAUGCCAAUGAGGCGAAUACGACAAGCGCUGCUGUAGCUUCUUCGGAGUCGGUAAAGCCGACCACCAAGGACGAUUCCAGUUCUAAGAAGAAUCGCCGAGAGAAGAAGUCCAAGGACAGAAAGGUCAAACCGGCUUCUGAACAGGAGGUUGUGGACGGUUCGGGCAGUUCCAGUGGAGGCGCUGCGUCGGAUUUUGAUGACGAGGAACCAUCUACGACCGCCGCCCGAUCACUUAAAAAGCGAACGGAGAUGAAGAACAAGGGCAAGAAAAAGAUACGUACGGGCAAACCAAGUUCUACCAAGGAGAAACUUGCAAAGAAACCCACUCAGAAGAAGAAAAAGAAGGAUAAGAUCCCUAACACUUCUUCUGAUUCCGAUUCAACCACCGACACGGAUGACUCCUCCACUUCAUCUGACUCUGAGUCUUCUUCAGACGACGAUUCAAACUCUAAGAGCGAUAAGAAAACGUCGAAGAAAGAUCUGAAGAGUCAGCUUAAGGUACUGCAGCUUCAGUUUACCCAACUCCAAUACCAAUUGGCCGGUUCAAGCAAUUAUGCUUCCUAUGGAGCAGCCGCUAACCCGUACUCUUUGCAACAAAUUGCGUACCCUGUUGCAUCUCAGGGUGCUGUCGCCAACCCGUACUCUUUGCAACAACCUACGUACCAACAAGCUGCGUACCCCACGGCAUCUCAGGGUGCUGCCGCCGUUACUUCGGCAGCUGUUGGGCGUGGUAUGUACUACCCUCAUCGAGGGCGUCCAAUCCCUCCAGGGCUCCAGGGCACAGGUCUGGAGGGCAACGCUACUGACGACGAAAGCUCCGACGCUGGCAAGAAGAAGAAGAAAACUAGCAAGGAAAAGAAGUUCAAGAAUCUUGCUUUCAAACGUGUCGAUCAAGUAUGGGAUAGCAACAUCCAUAACUACAAAUUGCAGGACACAGCCGAUAUGGAGAACGAUGGACAAUAUGAAGACUUCAUCUUUCACGUUCGCCGAACCUUUGACUGGGAAGGCAAGUAUAGAGCAACCAUUGUCGAUAUCAAGAGCAAGCUCCUUCGCGAAUGUUUGCAAGAUGUGAUCGGUAAUGUCGAGGGCAUCAGUCUCGUGGACGAGGUUCCCAAAAUCAGUCCGAACCUCCUAUUCCUUUAUUUGGAAGACAUGCGCAAUCAUCUCAAGGCGCUUCGAAAAACCAAGCCCGCUGGCGAGACCAAAAAGGCUCGCAAGAAGAACGAAGAGCGACUCAAAGACAAGAGAAAGCAGUUGAAGGUACUUAUUAAGUACCUCGAUCACGAUUACGAACGUACAAAGGAAAGCCUAUACCCAAUGUUGAAAAGCGGACUCAUCACAUUCGAAUUACUCUGGGCCUUAUGGAAGCCAAACACACUGGCCUAUACGACAACGUAUGGAAGUACACAGGAGCCACGAGUCUUCAAGGUCGAGGUGGCACAGCUACAUCGCAGCAUCAUGAAAGGCGAGUUUUACUACGUGGAUGGUAAAUACUUUGAAUUUGAUGGGAAGCGUUUUGGCUACGGCAACAUGGCGGUCGAAAUGGAAGAAUUCCAGGGGGCCAAGAAAAUCACCAGCCUCUCAUGUUACCCGCUACAGUAUCACCAGAAUGAGGAAAAGCUUCGCCGUGACUUGAUCGAGCGAGGCAAAAAGUUCGUAUCUCUGAGUGGUGUUCACUACAGGAGCUAUCAGGGCAUUGCUUUCCUGAAACGUAAAAAAGGCCAGGUGAUGAAGUUCAACAUCCAGCCUAGUCGGGUCAUGAUUGAUCCAACUAUCUUCCGAAGAAUCAACCCCAACUACAGCGUCUCAACCGUCAAGCCUAAGGAUCCCGAUAUUCUUUCCGACGAGGAAGAUUCUGACUCAGAUUCAGAUAAUUGCUGUUGCUGCUCUGAUUCCGAAGACGGGGAAAAGGUCAAAUGGUUUACCAAAGUGUACAAGGACUCUGACGGUGAGCUACCUUCCAAGAAAGAAGAUGAGGAAGAUGAGAGCGAAGGCAGUGGCAAAGAUGAUGAGAAAAAGGAUAUUCCCGAAUUCACUGACGAAGAAUACCUUAUUGCCUCGCCUGUGGUGCUUGGAUUCGCUUUUUCAGAAAAGCAAUGGCUUGAGCUAGCUGUCUCUGGUGCAAGCGACAUCAAAUGGAACGAAAAGGCUUGGGAUUCUCUGGUCCUUGAAGAUGGUACCAAGGACUUGAUCAAAGCUCUCGUCAAGUCUCGUAAGUACCAUGCAGCCAACACCAUCGAUGAUGUUAUCCAGGGCAAAGGAAAGGGCCUUGUCACUGUUUUACACGGGCCUCCUGGAACAGGCAAGACACUUACUGCUGAGGGUAUUGGCGAGCUGCUCCAAUGCCCGCUGUAUAUGGCGUCAGCUGGCGAACUGGGGACAGACUCGCGAUUUCUCGAGGCAGAGUUGCAGAAGAUCUUGGACAUUUGUCAUGCCUGGGGCGCAAUUCUCUUGUUAGACGAGGCGGAUGUGUUUCUAGAAAAGCGCAACAUGCAUGAUAUCCAUCGGAACGCUCUCGUGAGCAUUUUCCUUCGGCAAUUGGAAUACUUCCAAGGAAUACUGUUCCUCACAACCAAUCGGGUAGAGACAUUCGAUGAAGCGUUCCAGUCUCGAAUCCACAUCGCUUUACGGUAUGACAACCUCGACCCCAAAGCAAAGCGAACCAUUUUCAAGAUGUUCCUGGACCGCGUUCAGAAGCUGGGUAAACUGAAGGUGGAGCCAUUGACAGAGGACGACCUGACUGCGCUUUCGAAACAAGACCUCAAUGGACGCGAAAUCAAGAACGUGGUGGGCUCGGCUCAGGACCUUGCCGUUAACAAGGGAGAGGCUCUCAGCAUUCGCCACAUCAAACAAGUUCUUGAUGUCCAUGCGAAAUUUGGUCAGGAUUUAAAGGGUGGCACUGGCUACGAAGAUGCCAUGAGAAGCUACUUCUAA